UUUUUUUUUUUUUUUUUGUUUCGGCGGAUUUGCACCUAGCUAGGAUUCGUGGUGCAUAUUUGCAUAUGUAUAGCACAUUAUUUGACGGAGGAGGAGCUUCUUAUGAGGCACUGAUGCGCAUUGGUGCUGAUACGCAUCGUCGGAAGUCUGUUUUUGACGUGAUCUUGAUGCGUGUUGGGUUGUUGUAUAUAUACAUGUACAUAAAAGUAUAUUUUUCCUUGAUUGAGCGUUUGUAGUAUGGGAGAUUGCGACGUCGGCUAGUUUGUGGGUUUUGCUUGGAUUAGCUGUAUUGGGUUGGAAGAGCAUCUGUCCGUGGCGGAGCAUCGUUGGUAGGAGAUUGGCAGCUCGGGCUUCUGGAUAGGUACGAGAUGGGCUGCCAAUGGAAGCUCGAAGUUGGGUUUGUUGAGUUGAUUUCGGCGGGUUAUGAGAGAGCGUUAUGAAGUGAUGAGUUUUUGGGUCGUAGAUCCUGGACAUUGAAACGUUUGAGAAUUUGUAUUUUGUUUGUUGCCGGUGCAUUGCUCACGUGCAUCAUUCACACAACAUCGAACUGAUGAUGCCUGCCUGUUGCGUCUCAAGCAGGGAAGGCUCGCGAGUGUGAUCAACAUGAAGAGAUUAAUGGGGAUUCUCCUUCAUAUGAAAACCUUGAUGCCAGGACGACGACGUGAGCCUUUGCUGCUGCACAGGCAAUUUGGUCGGGGUUGCUGCUCUUCAGAUCGUUGGAGCGUGAGUUACUUAUGGAAUUCAUUCGUUAUGAAAUUCCAAGCGCGAUUAGAUUACUCGGUCCAAGUGGCUGGACCACUGUACAUUUUGCUUGCCUUUUCUCUCAUCAGUUCUGUCAUCUAUCUGUUCUUGGUAUCUAUUCUUCCAGCUGUUUAUCCUCUCUCUUCUUGGCAAGGAAUUGCCCACCUCUUGGUAGCAGGAUGGCUAGCGUUUAAUGUCUUCUUUAACUACUUUUGUUGCAUUUGCACCGACCCUGGCAGUUCUCCAAUUAUUUCUGAUACAGUGAUGCCCUUGGCCAGGUACGAGAUGGACUUGGAAGGUGCAGAUUAUGCUCCUUCCAGAUGGUGCAAACGUUGUCGUAAGCCAAAGCCUCCAAUGACUCACCACUGCCAUAUUUGUAAAAGAUGCAUUCUCAAGAUGGACCAUCAUUGCCCAUGGAUGCACAACUGCAUUGGAUAUUAUAAUUAUCGGUUCUUCUUUGUAUUUUUACUGUAUAUGUGGGCAGGUUGCCUUUACGCAGCAGUGAUGUCUUCCCUGCCCAUGUUUGGCCCCGAAGACGAAGACGAUGGUGAGGAAAAUGGCGUGGGCAUACUAUUCACAUUCAUACUUUCUGUGGCAGUCUUAAUUUCACUUACUUUCCUUCUAGGUUGGCAUAUUUAUCUUGUCCUUACUGCUCAGACGACCAUAGACUUUUAUGGGAAUCGGCAGCGACGGAAGGAGGCACGUGCCAAUGGAGAGUCUUGGACCAAUGUAUACGACCUCGGAAAGCUUCAAAACCUGCGCCAAGUUACGGACGUUGGAGGUAGUUACUGGUGGCUAUGGCUGUUACUCCCAACUCGAGCCCUACCAAAAGGAGAUGGUGUGCAUUUCCCAUUGAAGGAAAACCCCUUCCAGCCCAUGCAUUCUACUCAGCUGGGGCUACCAUUGUGUGAAAAUUUGAGUCCCUCUGCUGAUGCUGGUAGUUUAAGGAGCCAUCUUGUCUCUGAUAGUAGUAGUAGUUUGAGAGAGAUGACAUCAAAUGACUGGAAUGCAACUGACAGGUUGUAAUCGUUGUGUUUUGCUGAAGGUUGUAACUGCCACUUCCAUAAAAAGCUAUUACCAAUUCGAUACAACGCACUGGCAGUGGCGCAGGGUCUGAGAUUUCUACGUUAUUUUUGUUCUUAUACUUUAUUGAACUCUAAUUCACUAAAACAAUUUCUAAAUAGAUAUUAUCCUUGUUUGACCGAUUACGGGACUAUUUUAGAAUGAUUGCUUCUUAUGAAGAUACAUUCUAUACAGAAAAGUCGUUAUAUACAAACCAUGAUUUAUACCCAA
Messenger RNA from Physcomitrium patens, 2034 nucleotides. Its product is annotated as putative protein S-acyltransferase 16. The record is from RefSeq and is a predicted model, not a curated record. NCBI's taxonomy places the organism in Eukaryota, Viridiplantae, Streptophyta, Bryopsida, Funariales, Funariaceae. Gene Ontology annotation, molecular function: palmitoyltransferase activity.